AUGGGUGGCACGGCGCUGUCGGGAGCGCUGUGGCUGGGGCUGCUGUGGGCCGGGAGCGGGGCCGGGGGCAGCUGCCAGGGAAAGUGCUGCCAGGGCCGGGAUGCCACCUGCGUCGGCGAGGGAUGGAGGGAGGGAGGUGACUACGGGACCUGCUACUGCGACGGAGGCUGCCGGCGAGCCGGGGACUGCUGCCACGACCACGGCCAGGCGUGCCCGGCUAUUCCCUGUGUUGUGGGGGAGUGGAGCCACUGGAGUGGCUGUGCAGAACAGUGUCAUCCCGGGCUGCGGGUCCGUAGGCGCUAUGUACAACAGGAGCCUAAAAACGGUGGGGAGCCGUGUCCAGCUCUGGAGGAGAAGGCUGGCUGCCUGGAAUACCUGACUUACCAGGGGGAGGACUGCGGCCAUGAACACGUCCCUGCUUUCAUAACUACCUCUGAAUACGGUAAAGAAAGAAAAAGACGAGCAGCAUCUUCCCUCCAGCCUUCAGACAAAGAAGCAGCAGGAUACUGCGUGGAGUUCAGGACGGAAUCUCUUUCCCCGCACUGUGCUUUGGAGACGCGUCCGUACGCGCGCUGGAUGCAGUACCUGCGCGAGGGACACACCGUGUGCGUCGCCUGCCAGCCGCCGGCCAUGAGCACGGCCACGCGGCGCUGCUCCGGAGACGGCCACAACGCACGCGGAGAUAAAAUCUUACACUGGGAAGCAAUUGGCAACUCUCAGUGCCAAGGAACCUGGAAGAAGAUCCGGCAGCUGGAACACUGUUCCUGUCCCCUGGUGCAUAGUUUUAUUUUUACAUAAAAGUUUAAAAGACCUUUAAAAUUGCAACAAAAAGACUAAGAAAAUUAACACCAAUGCCAAGAAACCUGUAUAUUUCUGCUGCAUUUUCUGGAGCCUUAAAAAAUUUUAAAUGAGUCAGGACUUUGGCAGAAUCAUUUCAGGAAAUUCUCUCUGCCUUAAUACAAAAUGCGAAGACUGAUCUCUGUAUUAGAACACUAGAAGCACAUUACCAUGUUUCUCAUUUGUAAUUAAAGAGCUAAUGUUUCUAACCACAGUAGUUGCUUUCCUUAAGUUCUCCAUCUUUACUGGCCCUAGCCCUGUCUCCAGGCACUGCUCCUACUCAGUAGUGCGCCAGCCAAAUAUUUUCAAG
Molecule: messenger RNA, 1147 nt
Organism: Pyrgilauda ruficollis (rufous-necked snowfinch)
Lineage: Eukaryota; Metazoa; Chordata; Aves; Passeriformes; Passeridae
Gene: SBSPON
Product: somatomedin B and thrombospondin type 1 domain containing
Exons: 5
Coding region: 1-798 (265 amino acids)
Source: RefSeq, a predicted model, not a curated record